CCGGGAAUUAACAUGGCCGACUGUGACAGCACAGAUAUCCAGGGCGAGAAAGGUAUAGAAGUAUAGAAGUAUUGAGUAUUUAUCUGUAUACUUGUUUUUUUUCUAUACCUUUUUCUUUAUUUCUAACCACUUAGGAGUGAAAUAAGGAAAGUUUAAAUUAGACGAUUAGCUUACAAUAUAAUUGCUAAAGAAGGAAUGAUAGUAUUCAGACACUGUUGUAAUGGAAUCAUGACAACCGAGAAAGCAGAACAUCACUUACAGACUGUUGAGUUUUGCAAUGGAAGAUUUUAUAUUUUAAUCACACCCCAAUAAUACUAUUGUUGAACUUGGGACACCUGUAGCUGAUAUUGAGUCAACCAUAGUCAUCUUGCAAUAAGUAGUACCAUGAGCUGGGGAGGGGGGAGGGGGGUACUCAACAAAAUUGUAUAGAGGUAGGUUCUGCCAGAGGUCCAACCCCUUACCUUUUAUGUACCAAACGGAACCUCUUUCACUUACUUAUUAAGACACUGCAUAUCUUUUUAAUAACUGCUGUUAACGCACCAUCUUUUAAACAUGAAUAAAUCACUAAACUAAAAUGUUCUUUUUUUCGUGUGCCAGUUAGCCCUUUUAGGUCCUUUCACAGACAGCAAUGACAGAUUUCCCCUCCUUUUCAUUUUCUCCAAAUAGUGAAACCCAAUACCCUUUCAUAUGCCUGAAGCCUGAAAAAGGUACCCCUUUCUGGCGGAGCCUCCCAGUAUAGGCCAUAAUGGGCAGUACCCUCUGGGGAUCAUGAGUGCCUAGGGAGUUAGCUGGGUGGGGAUUACGCUGUGAAUUAGUUGGGUGGGAGGUGCACGGGUGGGGCAUAAAACCUUCAGUGGCAGAUCCAGGGGAGGGGCACGGGGGCCCAUUUUUCUUGUGCUCAAUAUAAUGUGAUACUAAGUGAUUCAUGUGGUUUUGCAGCUCUUACAGAAAAGAAGACAAAGGCAUUGGUGUCACUAAGUGUGGGACUUAUUUUUAUCUUUAUUGGCCUUCCCUUAUGGUGGAAUACAACCAAAGUUUACAGGGCUCCCCUUCCUUAUGAUGAAAUAGAACAGUUAAACCAGUUUAAGGUAUGAUUACUUUUAAUGUUAAAUUAUUUAUAGCUUGACAUCAAUCAAUUUUACUACCAUCAAAUUGCUAUAAAAUUUAUUGCAUUUAACAAUUACUAAAAUUGGAUUUCUUUUAGGUUAAGUAUACAGUUAACCUUAAUGUAGUACUUCUUGGAUCUCAAGAUCCUUCUAUUUUGAAACAAGAGAUUGAGCUGGAGCUCAAAAAAGAAACUGGUAAGAUUGUCCAAGAUUUGGCGGGAUGUGUGGAAUAAUAAGGGUCAGUUUAGUUGGUCUUAUUGUACAGCUUGCUUGUGCUCUUUCCUUUCUGAUUUAAACGAUGGAAAUAUUAUUCAGUUUGAUUAGUUCUCAGUAUUCUUUGGCACCCCUUGUGGGAUAGUGUGGGGGGCUCAUGAUUUAGUUCCAUGGUAUGGGUGAGAGGAGUGUUCCAGAUAAGAGAUGGGUCUUGGGUCAAUGACCUGACAAAGAUGGCUUCCUGACCCGACAGAUGACAUAUAAGUGUUAAGUUAAAUAUAGCCAAAAAAAUUAGCACAUGGUCUUGGUGACCCCUCAGAUGGUCUACAUCACCCCCUGCUCAAAAGAAUUAACUGGAACGCUGUGAGAGACAGAAAAAGAGGUAAAUUUAAAUCAAAGAAUGUCCCCCACUUUUUUGAGCAAAAUUUCUUUUUAAAGGGUACAGUGCAAUAGAAUAGCAAUGUUUGACCCCAGAGCCUCAGCUGUAUGGGUACCACCUGUGGACCCCUGUGGACAUCAAUUCAUUACACAUUUUUCAUAGCUAUACAGAGGCUCACCCCACCUUCCAGGCCAACAGUCACAAGAUUUCCAUGGCUCCACAUCAUUGUGUUUAUUAUUCAAAAACAGUAUUUUUUUUUGGUUGUUGUUACGUGUCCAAUUUCUUUUCUUUUUUACAAUAUUAUUGGUCAGAUAUAUCUGCCAUAACACCAGACUACAGACUAACAGUAGAAGUGAAGAACAUAAAGGACGCUGCUGUGAUUACAAAACUGACAUCCAGCCCUUUGGAAGGUAAACCUGUAAAAAAACCUGUCCUAAUUGCAAUAUCUUUCCUCAUUAUGGACGAGUGAACAACUUAAUUGAAACUAAAACUAAUUUUUAAUCAACAGAUCUGGAUGAUUAUUUUCAAAUCAGCUUUGUAAACAAGGAAAGUAAAAAUUACUCUUUCUUUGUGCUUCCCCAUGGAACUCCUGAGCCAGAUGGCAUUGAUGCAUAUGUUGGAAAAUAUCUCCACUGUAUCUUGUACAACAACAAAGGUAGGAAUAAUCUGAGCUUGGGUUUUAUGCCAGAUUUCAUGCACUUGCACGCCUUUCUCUUGCAAACAAGAUAGCCUGCUUGCAAGUUAAAAGUUAAGCUGCAGUGGUGUUCAAGUGUUUUUUGUUGAUGUUCCCUAGAUUCCAAGAAGCUUGCUGCAGUGAUUGCAAACAUUAUCAAGAAUGUUUUUGUUAAUGAAGAAGAAGUCAAUGGGGCAUUUAGUUUAGUUUCAAAAAGGGAAUACACCAAGGUGAACAGUGAGAAACACUAAACACUAAGUUAUAAUUUAGUAUUAAAAAUGAUUGGAUUAAGUACAUGGUCUAAGCUACUGACACUUUUUUUUCUCCCUAGGACACUGUGGAAAGUAUGAGAGCUCAGAAGUCAACAACUGGUUAGUUUGUUACCCCAGCAAUUCCUUGUGUAUAGCAUAGUUUAACACAUGUAUAGACUUGAGUCUCAUUCAAAAAACAAGUUGGGGGAAUUUUUACUAACAAAUUACACAUGUUUGCAUUUUCACUUAAUCUCACUGGCAAAAUUUAAUCUAGUAAACAUAUUAAGUAAUUAAUUAGGAAUUACUAUUUUUUCAAGGUUUUCAGGUUUCUUUUACACUGUUGAAUUCUGAUCCAGAUUUAGUUCUGGCAGAGUGGGAUAUAGAGACUGCUGUUCAAAGUAAGUGACUGUCAGUUUAAGUUAGUGCAAAACAAUGUGAGUUUAUAAGAGUUGUGUCAAGGUAGCCAAAGUUUUUGGUGUGGCAAAGUGAGGUCAGCUGGUAGGAAUUUUUGGGUGAGGAUGUGCCGCUGGGACCCCUAAACCCUUAGCCUACACAUAACCUAACUUAGUUCAGCUGAAUUUUGCCACCCUGUUAAAUUCCCUGCCUACUUCUUGUAUUUAGCUGGUUCCUUGAAAUCUUAGUUACAGCCCUGAUUAAACCAAAGAUAAAUAUAUUUGAACCACAACAGCUAUACCAGUUUUUCCUAGUCUAGACUAAUACCUUCAACCAAUCAAUCAGUUUCCUGGAAAAUGAUACCCUAUUCUAAACCCAAACUCUCUGAUUUCCCCCACCACCUGAAUGAGUCCCAUUCUCUGAAUAACCAAUUUUCCCUGAAUGAAUUGCUCAAUGCAUGUACAUUCAAAAUGUCAGUAAGCAUUUUAAGGCAAAGUUUGUUUUAGGGUGGUUAGAUACUCCCAUCUUUCAAGUUGCUGAUGACCUACUGUAAAUGAUCGAUUAAGUGUUGCUACUGGAAUAAGCGCCCCACCUUCACCAAAAUAAUGUAAUAAGGGCCGCUCUCGAAUAAGCCCAGUGGCACUGACUUGGAUGUUUAUGAUACAGAUCAAAUUUGAUUUCAGGCUAAAAUUUUUCAACCUUGGUUGACUCUCAAUUUCCUUUGUCUGCAAGGGCUAGGAGACAAAGGAAAUUGAGAAUCAACCUAGGUUAAAUCAAAAUUAACCUGAAAUGAAAUUUGAUUUGUAACAUUUACAAAUAAAUGCCACACCUUUGUUACAGCACUUGAUAUAAAGAGAUAUCAAAACUAUAUUGCUUGACAAAUAAGACCAUGCCCAACUCGUUAGUUCUAAGGUUUUAGUGCAGGGAAACUCUUGAAAUGGGGUUCACAUAACGGUUGAAGGUGUAGAUAUUUGUCCUUUUUUCGUGCACAACUCUGAGUUCUCUCUAUAUUCCCCUCAGUGUUUUACCCCUAGUUGAAAUAAGCACUUGCUUUCGAUUAUGAGUGUCACUCCCUUAAUAGGGAAAAUGAAAUAAGCACUGCGGUGCUCAAUUGAUCAUUUAUGGUUUUUGCUUCUUUUGUAGAGUAUUUAGAUCCCUUCUUGCUGAAGUUUCCUCACUUGGAUAUCAGUGUUGAUUCCCAGGUAAGGUGGCCUAAAUGUUUGUAUUGUAAUACGAUAUCUUUGUAGGGAAUUUAAUUUAUUCUAGAAAGGAUGCCCUAUAGAAAAAAGUUUAUCAUGCAUCAAAUGCAAAUAGGGACUGGUGUGGGCCUUCAGUUCACUUAAAUUUACAAUCUUGUAUUUAAGUUUCAGAACUGCUUAGAAUUUGAUAAUGAUCUUGCUCAUUGCACUGAUUGAGUUAACAAUACUUUGAUCUUACAACAGGUUCUUCAUUAUAGUAGCAUUCAAAUCAAUCCAAGAAAAGAUGGAGAAUCUUUUUAUCUUCCCUAUGAUGACUUACCUCACAUGAUAAAUCCAAUUGAGGCAAAGCUAGGUAAACUUUACGUCUUGAAUAUUAGUUAUAGUUGAAGCGCUGAAACAAGAAUUCACACUCUAUCAUCAUAGUUUUUGAGGAAAUAUGAAAGAAUAUUAACAUAGUAUCUCUUAUACACAUAAAGAGCAAAAUUUGACCUUUUUGGAUCUGUUAAUGGUUUGACUGAAGAGUUUAUAAUAGUCAACAUAACCAUUCUGAUGAAUCAAGGUGAUUCAACAAUUAUUUGAUCAAUAAUUUAAUCAACCAAUAUUUAUUGAUCAAUCAGUCUAUCAAUCAGGCUAUCAAUCAUUCAAUCAGUCAACCAAUCAUCAGCAAUAAUUAAUGAUAUUUAAAUACAAUGUUAAUCAAUCAGUCAGUCAAUCAGUCAAUCAACCAAUCCUCAAUUAUUAACCAGGUAACCAACUGUCCAUUAUAAUAUGCAUAUGCUAGUUAACGCAUUUGAAUGGUGAAAAAAAAGAAGAGUCUUCUUGCAGCCUAUGGAAUGGUCCCUCUACACAAGGAACAUGAAAUAGGAGAGACUGUAGUCAAUUUACCAGGAGUUUUCAUUGAAAAUAUUAUUUUGUUCAUUUACAGGCUCACAUAUUUCAUUGUAUCCAAGCUUGAAUUUUGUUGUUUACGUGCCUUCUCAGAGACAUACACCUCUUUAUAUGAGAACCAAGGAUGGUGAGAGAUUAAUAUCACAGUGGAUAGAGGUUGAUAUGAAACCCGUUAUGAACACAUUCCUGGCUCAACUGAAGCUGUUACUGGGAGUUAAGCCUGUGGUGAGGAUUCAACUUUUUCCAUUCUCACAGACUUUUAUGCUUUUUUACAGCUUACACCCCAAAAACUAGUCUCCCACAUGGCCAUUUCUGUCUGCUCAUGCAUUGUCCUCCAUGAUGAUUGUCUUGUCUUGUUCCUUUGUUCCCUAAACCUUAAUUCCCUUGUUCCUUAUUCCUCUGUUAUCUUAUUCCUUUGUUUGAUGAGGAAAAUCACCUACAAGAGGAGGCUUCUUAAAAAGCAAUAAGUUUGAUUAUAGUCUUUUUAUAUUAGAGUUUUAGGUCUCCUAUCAGUCUAAAUAGACGGGUCUUUGAAACAGAUUAAAAAUGCGACUGAAUGUUCUCUUCUGUUUUCUAGCUUAAGAUAAUCCAACCUAUGUCAUUUUGAUUCAUUCCCGUAAUAGGUUAUUCAUUUCCAAAAACGAUUUAUGUUGUCUCUUUUUCCAAUUUUUUUAUUUCGUUUUGCUCUAAAUCAAUACAAUAAAUUUUAUUGUAAUCAUUAUUUCCUUUUUUAAAGAAACUUGUAGAUGGCGUUGAAGCAAGAUUCCCAAAAGAUGUUGGAAUAACACAGUGGGUAAUGACCAUAAAUGUAGUUGUUUCUUUGUUAACCCUUCAAGUCCCAAGAGUGACCACCAUAAAUUUUCUCCUAACAAUCUCCAUUCUUUGUCAAAAAAUAAGGUUAUGAGAAUUAAUAAAAUGAUCAGCAAAGGGAAAAUUCUUUGAUCUUUUGUUAAAUUCUCUCAGUUAAUUUUGUAAGGAAAUGUAUGGAUAUCAGUUUGGAGAAUUUGUAUGUGGACAAUUAAGCGUAGACUGUAAGCAGUCUCUUCUUUGUCGGAUUUAGCAAGGGAAUUGCUCGCGCGCGCCAGUGUCGAAGCCACGAGACCGGGGAAACGAGGGUCGCAGCUUCUCCUGUCUUGCGCCUUCCGUCUCGCGCAUGGUCAUUUUUGUGUCUCACGCAGAUGGACUGAGAAAAAAAUUACUUCUCUUAGUCUAAACUUAGCCUCUAGUUAUGGUUAAGGCUUUACUGUACUCACAGGAACAGGAGUCGGUGAUGAGACAGAAAACAAUGGAAUAUCUUGCCACCUCCACCAUCACGCUAACAUCCCUCGCCCAGCUGUUGGGAAAAAUCAGUAACAUGGUGAUUAAUGAUCACAUUCAACAGCAAGUUCAACAGGCGCUUCAUGCAGUCCAUCAGGUGUGACUUAUAUCCUAUCAUAUUCACCUGAAUGUUUUGGAUCAUUAUACGUUUCUGGGAAUUUGCCCACCUACCCCUCCCCUGAGUCAACAUUUUGCCCUAAGCGAGAAGUAAGUGUUAAUGUUGGCUUCCAGGUAAGUUGGCAAUUUCCCAGAAACGUAUAAUGAUUUUACUGUAGAAUUUUAUAACGCAAAGGUUUUAUGUACCCUCGUAUCGGAAAAUUUGGUGAAACUUCUCCUUUGGGAUACCCCUAUUCAGGGGACACUUUAAUUGAAGGGACCAAAAUUUUGUUCACGAAUAAAGGGAAAUUAAUUCUAUUUGUAUUAGUGAGUACUGUUGAAGGGAUUCCUCGAUUUAGGGGAGACAUGUGCUGAUCCUGAGUUAGUCCCCUGAACGAAGGCUCGUCUGUGUAAUCUUUGUAUCAGCCACCUCUAUUGAAUGGACACCCCUAUGAGGGGAACACUUUUUCUGGUCUUUAGUAUAUCCCCUAAAUAGAGGCUCCUCUCAUGGGGAAAAUCCAAGCGCGCAAGUCAAAUUUUUCAAAACUCUUUGCAAAAGGUUUUCUUUAACUGGCUACGAAAAUGUAACUUUGUGGUCUUCUUUUUUGUUCUUAUUUACUUUUUCCGCCACUUGAUUCAUUGCAUCCUCCAAAUCUCUUGCUCCCUGCCAAGAAAAGAAACCCUCGCCUGCUUGCGAGGGAGAUUGGGGUUUUAUACUCAGUCCUAAUGAGUGUGAACAUUUAUCUUCACCUUUUGUGGUAGGUUUUUGGUUGUUGAGGACGGAUGCAAUCAGCAAAUGACUGAAAAGACAUUGAACAAUACCCACAUCACACCAUGCACAGCAGCUAAAGAAGAUCUUACACCGGACGAUUCGACGGAACGAUUUUUAGCGCAACACAUCGUUGCAAUGUUGGAACAAUGUUGUAAGCAUUCGAAACAAUGUCGCAACAAUAUUGCAACGCUGUGUUGCGCUAAAAAUGGUCGUUGCGAAUCGUCUAGUGUAACAUCACCUUAACUUUCAACAGUUUCCGCUACACCAAGAAACACCCGGGGAGACACCCCCACAUCGUAAAAUCCCUUGUUAAGCCCUGGGCUUAUAUAACUUCAUAAGGGGUUUUGGGUGGGCUUAUAUACAGGGAGCGUAUAUCCGGCGGGGGGGUUGGGGGGGGGGGGCUUUAACCUCUUUUAUCUUUAUCUUCAUUUUUCUAAAUUCAAAUAUAACUGAACGUUUUCUUUACAAACGCUUUUUUUUGUAGUCUGUAACAGCCCUUGAGCAUGGAAAUCUGACCGUAGCCGUUCUAACUGCCAAGACAGCCAUCAAAUCUUCGGGUCAGUAGAAAUCUUUUUUUUCCUUUUUUUUGUACGAAGUAGCGCCGAACGCCCAAACUUCUGCCCUCGCUCCAUUUAUGUGUGUUCUUUUACAAACUACCAGAAGUAGAUAUUACUGGUUACAGGAAUGCCAUCUCGGGUGUUAUCCAUAUAUAAUCUGUUAGUGACAACGUUGUUCUUCACUUUCUUUUAAGAUAUGGUAAGUUCCAUCCAUUCUAGCUUGCGUAGCAAGCUCUUCCUUUUGGUUUCGGAUCAAAGAAAGACCGAGGAACGGGAUUUUCGGUUUUGGCCGCGCGAUAAAUGAACCGAGAGCCAUUUUUCGCGCGGUUUUUGGCUCUCGUUCGUCGUUCUUUGCUCCUAAACCGCACGGAAACGCUUGCUACGCAGGCUACAUCCAUUCCCAUAUGAUAAGAUUCUAGUUAAAUGAUAAGCGAUACAAUGACGUUACAUUCUCACUUGUAAUCAACUCAGUGUCCUUCUUUCUUUCAGAGGAAGCAUUUUUUGACCCAUCAAUACUUGAGCUUUUGUAUUUCCCUGACGAUCAAAAGUAAGCAGUUCUAUUUUUAAGUCUUGUUUUAUUAUUGUUACCAAUGAUUAGAGUGAUUUUACUUGACCCAUGAAGCAGGUACUAACAACUAGAGCAAAGCUCCAAGUAAACAAAAGUAGACUGUGGAAUUAGUGUAUAACAGUGCGUAACUACCACCUAUUUCACGGGUUAAGUACAAUCCCUGACUCUAACGGUAAUAUGGUUUAUUUCUUUUUCCUCGCAGGUACGCCAUCUACAUUCCUCUCUUUCUCCCCAUCAGCCUUCCAGUUUUGUUGUCUCUUAGACAAGCAAUAAUUUGGUACAGAGGAAAAGACGAUGAAGACAGAAAAGACGAGAAAAAAGACAAGCAAGAAUAACUUAUUGAAGAUGUCAUGGUCGUCUCCGGAUAAAACAAGAUGAAUUUGAUAUCUGAAAGCCGCUUGUUUUUGCCCAUAUCGUGUGACCAUUUUGUUUUCUCGAUCAAGAAACUUUGCUUCGCAUUGUCCCUGACGGAUAGUAAAGAACCCUUUGGACGAGCUUGCACGGGUACUUGCGACAAACUGCUAGGAUAACCGUGAGAUGGACUAUUUUCCCACCUACAAGGGGUAGCAAUUCUCGUAAUAAGUCCCGUUAGUUUUGGGAUCGUUUGUGCGUUUUAUGGUGACCAUGCAAUUUCCGUACGCGAUGCGUUGGACAGGAUGAGUCGUGAAAACCAGAUAAACCAGUCAUGUAAGGCUACGUUGACACUGUGCGGGAUAGCUUUUGCACCAGAACGAAAAUUAUACCGGAUAGGGCUUCUGUUCACACACGAGAACGGUAAUUUCGGCGCGAUUUCUGUAACGGAGCGAAGCUGCACCGCGUCGAUCUUGAGAGUGAAGGAUCGCCUUUCGGAUAAGUGGUGUUCAUACUUUACCGGAUAGAUUUCUUGUCGGCAUAAAAGGCUAUCCGGUUUUGAGUGAACGUAGUCUAAAUCUCUGUUGAUGAGACACUCGAUUUGAGCCACUAAUCCAUCACGUCAUGGUGUCCUUACUGCAACCAAAGAAGGGAGAACAAUGAGGUAUUAAGCUGAUACGAUUCCAUUCUAUUACAGUUUAAGUGUCGGCCUGUUCGCGAAUAGACCUACAGUUCAAGCUUGGUCAAUGGCGCAUAUUCAUAUUAUAUGCCAUUUCCGAGCUGCCGCAAGCCUCUGUUUCAAAGUGAGGCUAAGUGCGACGCUGUUGAUAUGAAAAAUGAUUUUUUUUAUUCUCAUGCAACUUAAACAAAACUCAUUUUCACAAGAAAGUUGUUGUACUUAGCCUCGUUUUGCAGAAUGAUAGUUUUUGGAACUCGGAAAUGGACAAUAAACUUUUUUACGAGAAUAUUGAUGCAGAGAAUGGGAAAAACUAAAGAACAUUCUAAGAUGAAGGAGAUAGCUCAGGGUGAAGUUUAGUUGAAAACAGUGUAUUCUAGCCGUUUAAACAUGAGCAAUAUAGAGAAAUUGUCACAACCAGUGCAUUAAAUGUUUCCUGAACAUU
This is a messenger RNA of Porites evermanni, 9884 nucleotides long. The record is from the annotation of a GenBank genome assembly. Lineage: Eukaryota; Metazoa; Cnidaria; Anthozoa; Scleractinia; Poritidae.